AUGAACUCCCUGAACAUCAUAACCUCGCGCGUCUCUCCGCCGCCGAGUCCGGUAGCUUCGCGAUCCAACUCCCUGGGCUCCCUUGGCCUGACGGUCCAAUCCGACGAAGACCGCCAGAACGACGGCGACAGCGCGGAAAACCAGGGCGACGACAACAAAGAAGAAACCUUCCCGCUUGAGAAGUCUGCGUUCGAGAAGCACAAUGACGGACACGGCAUGGAUCUCGCCAGCGAGGCUACGCCACUCAUAGGAGAAUCGAGAGAUUCAGGGUCAAGGUCGACUUCAUGGCACAGCCUGCCGCGGCGCGUGGCUGUCAGCUUCAUCAAUUCCCUGCGCUGGGUUCUGUCUACGCUUAUUUCCCCCGGAGUGUACCUUAUCGCCUGCCUCUACGACGACUCGGGCGCAUUCGCGCCGUUCAGUCAGCUGAAGAAGCUAUUCGGCUUCGGCGGAAGCAGCAAGAAAUUCGCGGAUUUCCCUGAAGCGAGCGCCAUGGACGAGAAAUCUGGAAGGCAAGGGAGCGCUGGAUACGGAGGCGUUGCGUACUCCAGACCAGUCGGGUCGUCAGGGUCAUCAUCAUCAGGUUUAUCUUCGGAAUCAGAGUCCGACCCGGAUCGCAGACGACGAGGUUCCACCAGUCGGCACUCGCGGUCCAAGUCGUCAGCAGAGGAAAUUGCACCGGCAAGAAGGUCUAUUCGCAUCAAGUUGCAUAACGACGAUCUGCCUCAGCGCAAGCAUAGAAAGACGCAGUCUGCUGCCGCUCGUCCUAAGGGGAGUGAAUCCGGCGGCUCCGACAUAUCCGCGCAGCUCAAGUCUCCGACAUCUCCAGCUGGCGCAUUGACUCGAUAUCCGAAGACGCCGGCCCCUCCUCGACCCUUGAUUCCUCGCCGCCAGCCCUCGUACUUGAACCUCGAACCGACCGACCCCAAAUACCAAAAGACUCUUAUCUUGGAUCUCGACGAAACUCUGAUCCACAGCAUGUCCAAGGGCGGUCGUAUGAGCACUGGGCACAUGGUGGAAGUCAGACUCAACCAGACCUACGUUGGUGCCGGAGGCCAGACCUCGAUCGGGCCGCAGCAUCCAAUUCUGUACUGGGUGAACAAACGUCCCCAUUGCGAUGAUUUUCUUAGAAGGAUUUGCAAAUGGUACAAUCUCGUGGUCUUUACAGCAUCGGUUCAGGAAUACGCGGAUCCAGUCAUCGAUUGGUUAGAGGCAGAACGAAAGUUCUUCUCUGCCCGCUACUACAGACAGCAUUGCACUUUUAGACAAGGUGCUUUCAUCAAGGAUCUCAGUUCGGUCGAGCCUGAUCUCAGCAAAGUCAUGAUAUUGGACAACAGUCCAUUGAGUUAUAUGUUUCAUCAAGACAACGCAAUUCCGAUCCAAGGCUGGAUCAAUGACCCGACGGAUAACGACCUGCUUCACCUAGUGCCUCUGCUCGAAGACCUUCCCCCCGUUAAGCCCUCGGCCAUUGCCCUCGGCACCAUCUUCAACCACACCGCUGAGCUCGCCGUCUUGACCCCCGUCUUCGGCCAGACCUACCAGCGCGCCAAGGCCGCCAACAGCAAGGAGGAGUUCCUCCGCUCCAGGGAGGCCAACUCGGCCGCCGUCGCCUGGGGAACCUCCCUCGUCGGCUCCGCCCUCCAGUCCUACGGUGUCGGCGCCCUCAUCAACGCCACCGGCACUCUGUCCUACAAGGGCGCCGCCUACCUCGGCAGUCUGAUCUUCUUCGCUACGUCUGCUCCCGGUUACAUCUCCCAGGUCUUCGCCGAGAAGCGUCCCCUCGACACCGUCGGCGUCAGCGUCCUGGCCAAGAUCGUCGAGACCGUCGGUCUGUCCGUCUUCCUCACCUGGUGGGGUACCCGCACCAACCCCUUCGACUAA
This is a messenger RNA of Colletotrichum karsti, 1878 nucleotides long. RefSeq names its product nif domain protein. Gene Ontology annotation, molecular function: phosphatase activity. The record is from RefSeq and is a predicted model, not a curated record. Lineage: Eukaryota; Fungi; Ascomycota; Sordariomycetes; Glomerellales; Glomerellaceae. The coding region runs from base 1 to 1878 and encodes 625 amino acids. The transcript has 6 exons.